AACUGACGCAAGCCCCGUGCCGGCAGAAAAAAAGUCACUGAAUGGGAAUCUCGGCGAAAUUUUAGUGGCUCGAUCCUUUCAAAGACUGAACCAGCGUUUCGUCUCCUUCUAUCAUCUUCCUGUUUAGAGGCACAUUUUAGCAACGAUGAGCAAACACAAACUCGAUGAGGGCGCCCAAUCGGCCAAGCAAGAUAAGAAGCGCAGAAAGAAGGACAGAAAAGAAGCCCUUCGUGUGGAAGACAUCACUCCAAGUUCAACGGAUGCGACGGCCAAUUCUACACCAGCACCAGACGCUGACGAGGAAGAUGCUACUUACAAACCGGACCCAUCUCUCGCGACUGUGUCACAGACUGAGAUCGACGAAUUCUUCAAGUCACAAUCUGUUCAAAUCGCCGACCCUCUGAAGAAGGACCUAAGACCCAUCCUCGCCUUCUCCCACCUUCCCACAGAAUUAUCUGCCCAGUUCUCGACCAUAUUCUCUUCCUUCGAAAAGCCUUCUUCGAUCCAAUCGUCUGCAUGGCCGUUCCUACUGUCCGGCCGAGACCUUGUCGGAGUGGCCGAGACAGGCAGCGGAAAGACAAUCGCUUUCGGACUACCAUUAGUUGUACGCCUCUCAACAAUGAAGAAGAAGAAGGGUAUACGAGCAGUCAUUGUAGCGCCGACCCGAGAAUUGGCGAUCCAAGUUUUCGAACAGAUCGACAAACUGUGCAAGACAGCCCAUAAGUUGAAGUCGGUAUGUGUGUAUGGCGGAACCAACAAGGACGAACAGCGACGGAGUCUGCAAGGCGCAAAUAUCGUGGUCGCCACCCCGGGAAGACUGAAGGAUUUCAUGUCCGACGGCACUAUCGACGUCUCCAAGACCCGAUAUCUGGUCCUUGACGAAGCCGACCGCAUGCUCGACAAGGGAUUCGAGGACGACAUCAAGCACAUCAUAUCGCAAAUGCCGUCUUCCAGCAAACGGCAGACGGCCAUGUUCACAGCAACCUGGCCCAAAUCGAUCCGCGAACUUGCCGCGACAUUCAUGAAGGAGCCCGUCAGGAUCACGAUCGGGCGCAACGAUGCGGACGACUCAGGCGAGCUCCGCGCCAACACUCGGAUUGUACAAAAAGUCGAAGUUCUCGAUGGCGCCAUGAAACAGCAACGUCUGUUGCAGCUGCUGAAGGAGCAUACAGCCGGCAAUAAACGCAAUGACCGCAUUCUGAUAUUCUGCUUGUACAAGAAGGAGGCUCAGCGGAUAGAGAACUUCAUUCAUGGCCGCGGCUUCAACGUUGCCGGUAUUCACGGUGACAUGUCGCAGUCUGCUCGCAUUGCCAGUCUCGAGUCAUUCAAGUCUGGUAAGGUGACCCUGCUUGUCGCCACGGAUGUUGCUGCAAGAGGUUUGGACAUCCCGGAAGUCAAGCUCGUCAUCAAUGUGACAUUUCCCCUAACGGCUGAGGAUUAUGUCCACCGCAUUGGGCGUACCGGUCGUGCAGGCAAGGACGGGUUGGCCAUUACACUUUUCACCGAGCAGGAUAAACCGCUUGCUGGAGCCUUGAUCAACGUCCUGAAGGCAGCGAAGCAGGAUGUCCCUGAAGAUCUGUUCAAGUUUGGUACGACUGUCAAGAAGAAGCAACAUGACUCGUAUGGCGCUUUUUACAGAGAAGCGGAGGAUGGCAAGACCGCGACCAAAAUCACUUUUGAUGACUGAUAUGUUCAAGUACUGGGGAUGACUUGGUUCGCGGUAGAGCUUGAUGAAGUAUGCAUCUGACGGCGUUUGUUCAGUCCUGGGAUGUGCGCAGCAAGGCGUUGUGGGACA
Exophiala viscosa is the source of this 1795-nucleotide messenger RNA. Its product is annotated as ATP-dependent RNA helicase. The record is from RefSeq and is a predicted model, not a curated record. Gene Ontology annotation, molecular function: ATP binding; nucleic acid binding. The transcript has a single exon. Bases 146 to 1687 code for a protein of 513 amino acids. Lineage: Eukaryota; Fungi; Ascomycota; Eurotiomycetes; Chaetothyriales; Herpotrichiellaceae.